Adineta ricciae is the source of this 3681-nucleotide messenger RNA. Lineage: Eukaryota; Metazoa; Rotifera; Eurotatoria; Adinetida; Adinetidae. The record is from the annotation of a GenBank genome assembly.
AUGUGUUCGAUUCGCAUUCAACAACUGCUUAACAACAACAUAAUCGUUUUUCUUGGAGCACCCCUCUCCGGAAAAGGCACACAAGGUACUCUUCUUGCCAAAUAUCUCGAACGAUCGUACGUAUCGACAGGUGAUCUCUUCCGCAAUGAAGUGGCUAGUAAUAGUGCACUCGGUCAACAGAUGAAAGCCUAUAUGGAUGCAGGUGAAUUGAUUCCAAAUGAACUUACGACGAAUUUUCUCACAAGUAAAUUUCAUGAGCCAAUCUAUCAGAAAGGUAUGAUUGUAGACGGUUAUCCGCGAAAUCCGUCGCAUCUGAGUAUUCUGGAAGAUAUUUUAUUGAAUUUGGAUCGAGAAAUAUUUGUAGCCAUUUAUCUUGAUGUGCCAAAGUGUGAACUUGAUGAACGACGAAAACGUCGUGGUCGUCCCGACGACAAAGCUGAUAUAGGUGAACAUCGUUACAUUGUCUUUCAACAAGAAACGCUUCCCCUCGUUGAUUUGCUCGAAUCACGAAAUUUACUAGUUCGAAUCACUUGUACCAAUCAAUCACCCGAUGACAUUCAUCAAGAGAUUCUCUCUCGAUUGAUUGCUUUUGAACAGCAGAAAUUAAAUUAUUUGAGUCCUUAUCAAUGGCUAGAAGUCAACUUAGCAAUGACGAACGAUGCCGACAGAGCAAAAGUUAUCAAUGAAUUUCGACAACGUGCACUGGAUGAAAACGAAAAACAAGGUCGGCGUACUGGUAUUACGCGACGAGUGGUAUAUUUGCGCACAGGUAAUCUACGAAAAUAUCAAGAACAUGUUGAAAUUUUCGAAAAGUUCUAUGGUAUUGAAGUUAUUCGCGUACCGCCAACAUUCAUUGAUAGUUCGGAUGAUUCCAAUAUAGAUCUUCUAUUUCGUGAAAAGAUUCCGAAUCUUGUUCAACUUGCGUUAAUUACAGAACGAAGUAAUCUCUAUCGACCAGGUACAAAUGAAUUGAGUAGUCUACGACAUGGCGUUCGAGCUGUUAAUCAAGCAACUUUAACUGCUGUUUGGUUUGACACUACAACUAGUGAAAAGAUGCAAGCACAUUUCAGUCAUUCGAUCAGUGGUAGAAUCGAUUUAUCACGGCGACAUUUAUCUGUCGGGAUAGAUCCGUCUGUUUUCGGCUGGGAUGAUAUUUUCAUUGUUGAUGCUAGUGGUAUGAGCUAUCAGGAGUUGAUGGAAGCAGGAAUCAAACAUUCUGCUCGUGAUAUGGUCAUAUCCGCUUUUAUCAAACAACGCAUUCAUUAUAAAGCCUUACUCAGCUUAAAAUUUGAUCCACCAUCAAAAGCAAAACGACCAAUUGAUUUUUCACUUGACGUUGCUGAUCAUGUCGCCGUCAAUUCCACAUACAAUAAUCCGAGAGUUAUUGAUUAUGGCUUUCUUAACUUGAUCACACAUGUCUUAAACAAAGGUAUUUUCUUUCGUUCGGCUAGCAAUCGACGACAAGUCAAUUAUUGGAGUCCGGGCUUAAACGGUGGUUUACCGUUGACUGCAAAAGAUGAUGCGAUUCAUGAAGAUACUUUUAUGGCACAUGAUUUCGGUCAUUUUGCUAUUCCAGAUCUAGUCUUUAUCGGCACUAAUUCUAUCCUUCAUCGACGUGCCUAUAUUGCCUGGCGAAUGAUAAGUGAAGCAACGACGAUGGCACUUGCUGAUAUGUUACUAAUUGAUGCAUUGGCCAAAUCAGGUGUUGAGUAUGACUUUAACAAGCGACGUAUCUAUCCAUUGUUUUGUGAUUUAAAUAUCGAUUUAAUGGAUUCAAAUCAUCGAAUGGAUAAUUUAAAACGACUGAUUCAAGCAAAUUAUAGAUAUUGUCUCCGUGGAGAUGACUCAAUUUACGUGCGUAUGCUUCCACAAGGAGAAAAUACACCAUCAUUGGUUGAAUUUAAGAAAAAGUUCGCGCCAUUCUUUGUUGAAGAUUACCGUUGGACUGAGCACAACUAUGAGAAUAUGGUUACACGAUCGGAAGAAUUAGCUCGAUGGUGGUCAGAUGUCGAACCAUUGCGUACGCUUGAGCAUGCUGAAAAAAUCGAAUCGAUUGAUUCGUUUAUUGCUCAAGUUCGAGAGACACACGCAUAUGCUCUCAAUGGUGAUAUCAAUGAUUUUAUAGAUGCAGUAUUUGAUGUGGUCUACGACAAGAAAGUACGUCCCGUUCUAAACGUACAAGCACCAAUUCUACUGGAUGCGCCAAAACGAUUGUACAAAGCAUUUACAAAAUGGAUUACGGCUCAGUUGGCUAUUACUUCGAAAUUUCACUUUCUGUCUGAAUCUGUUCAUGUUCGUCAAGAAAUUAUUUCCUAUAUGUUAAAUUUAUCUGAUGGAUGUAUGACAAUGGAUGACGUAAAUACUAUUCGCUCUAUAUUUGAACGAUACCUUCGGUGCCUGGCAGAAAAGAGUCUUAUCUCACUCGACGAUGAAAUUACCUAUGCUGAGCUCUAUCCUUUAUUUGAUCCAUUCUAUGUUAACUACGAUAAAGCUUCAGCGCAGUACGAAGAACUGACAACAAUAUCCACUCGAAUUUUCAGUCUAGAAGACUAUCGUAGCAAACAGUUGGCACAAAUAGCCAAACAUUUGAGCCGUCAGUUAACAUCAAAUGAAACACUGUACACCUCGACGAUGUUGGAAAUGAUCGAAGCAGGUGAUGGACAAAUUCUUGACGGAAUAUUUGUUACACAUCCUGGCGUAAUGAUUCUUUCACAAAGUGCCCUUAUUCAUCCAUUGGGAACGGUCACAUUUCUUCUGAGUGGUAUAUCGAUUGAGACGUCGUUAGAAUUUGUUGCGCAUCACGAAGCAAAAGUGGCACGUUUAACAUCCAGUAAAACGAAUGCCAUGAAUAUUCCACUGUUACGAGUUCAAGGAGAAGAUACCGGUCAACAACGUCUCUUUCUUUCUUCAACAAUUGCAGCACGUACACGUUUCGAGCUGUUAAAUGAACCACGACGCAGAUGGGGCGAACAUGGAAAUGAAAUCUUUAACAUAACGCACCCAGCUUGUAAGGUGACAGCUAUUUGUUAUACAAUGACUCUCGCAGAUUUUCAUAAACUUUUUAUCGGUCGAAUGACUCAAUCUGGCAAUGAACAAGAAGUUAUUCAUGUCGCCCAACGUAUGGCAACUUUAUUGCAUGCGCUGUAUCCAACGUUAAUUCAAUCUGUCGAUUAUUAUAAAACUUGUGGGAACAAAGCUAAAUAUAUGUCGAAGACAUCAACACUGUCAUCCUUGUCCGACGACACUGUCUGCGAUUCGAUUACCCUGGUAGCUAAAACGAGAUUAACCAAAGCUGCCAAUCAACUGUUGACCAAACUAAAUAUUCCGUCGAAUGAUGAUUGGCAACGUCUAGCAGAAUUUCGAUCUCGUAUAACAUACCUGUCAUUCCCAAAGUCUUCGCCUAAGAAAGAUGACAAAAAUACGUAUCUCGACAAAAUAAUUCAUCAGCAUGGUCACCUAUCGGUACUUGAUGCUUGUCAAGUAGUAUUAAAAUUGCCAGAGCACUGUAUGAAAUCUAAUGACAACACAGAUUCCAUAUGGAAAUCAUUCACCUUCGAGUACGUGGCACACGGAAUAUUACUGUUUGCAACUUUGAAACAAAUUCACCAAGCUCUUCUGACAUUCUCUCCGAUCGACGAAAACAAUCGAGACUUGAUUUUUCUCAAAACUCUCGUUCAAUAA